Lachancea fermentati is the source of this 1548-nucleotide messenger RNA. The record is from the annotation of a GenBank genome assembly. NCBI's taxonomy places the organism in Eukaryota, Fungi, Ascomycota, Saccharomycetes, Saccharomycetales, Saccharomycetaceae.
AUGUACGAGUCCUUGCAAACUCUAAUAGAGCGAGGACACGCAAGACGUCUCGGCCAUGUGGAAAAUUAUUUUGUACUCGCUCAGCGUCAGGAUUUGUAUAGAGUUUUCGCGUACUACGGAGAAUUCGGAGAGCCAUGCUCCUUGCGUCAAUUGACACAAGCCCUCAGAUCUAUGUGUUUACAACAGCCUGUGCUGCUAUGCCAAGUCAAGCCACAGGAGCGGCCUGACCUCGAGCUUUACUACAGAAGCGAAGAAUAUCUGUCAACGCCAGGACAAGAUCGCGAUUACAUCGCGUUAGCGAACAAGGUGCGGAUCUCGGAUGUCUUGAUCAACAACCAAACAGAGUAUGCAGAAGUCAUGCAUAAGGUUAUGGAGGAAUAUGAAGCUAAUGGCCACAACUUUACAAGCAAGAUAUUUGAGAUUCUCGCGCCGAUUCGGAUCUCACACACAGAUCCAAACAAACUGAACUGGAGGCUCCUUGCACUUCCCGGAGAAAUCCCAGGUGAAUGGAAUAAGUUUGUGUUUCUUUCAAACCACAUUUUAAAAGAUGGCUCCUCUGGCGCUCACUUUUUCAUUGAUCUUAAGGAUAGUUUGAACUCUUUGCCAUCUGACUUACAAGAUACAGACAGAAUAUUCGAUUACAAAAGUGACUAUAAAUUUGUGAAAGAAAUCCCGGUACCUAUCGAUGAAGUACUUGAUUACAAGCCUAACUUGAAGCAAAUUGCAAAUGUCUUUUCAACACAACUUGUUCGAGAAAAGUUGGGAUACCUCUCACCGGCACCGACGAUAACGCGCUACACUGAUGCAGAGAACAAUACGAACGAAUAUCACACUUGCUUUAUAAAUUUUACGCCAGAAGAAGUUGAUAGCAUCAAAAAAAAGAUAAAGGAUCGCGCGGGCCCUUCUUGCACGAUGACUCCAUUUUUGCAGGCUUGCUGGCUGGUGUCCUUAUACAAGUCGGGCAAAGUUUUCACGAAGUCUUUCAAGGAAUGGUUCGUGGACAUGAUGAUCCCGAUGUACACCCCGCAAAUGCUCUCAGACGGCGAACAGACCCGCGCUGACUACAGAUACGGCUGUAACGUAGGAGGGACGCGUUACAAUUAUCUCAUCUCCUCUCUAAAUGUGGGAAAUAAUUCCAAGAAGUUUUGGAAACUGGUUUCUUAUUACAACGAUGUAUUCCGCGACAGCAAAGCCUCGAACAGCUACUUGUAUCUAAUCGGAAUGAUCAUGUUGGAUCCUGCUUGGAAAGAAAAGAAUCUGGACGCCACUGUCCUUCAAAAUCUUUUGGGACGUCACCGCCAGGGCACUGUGCUAAGCAACGUAGGAUUUUUUUCGGUGAACGGAGAACCCCAGGAUGCUUUUCACUUGAAGAAUCUACUAUUUACACAGACUGUAGGUAGUUAUACAUUUGCAUUCAAUCUCAACGUCUGCUCUACGGACGUGGCAGGAAUGAAUGUAGGCGCAAGUGUGUCGAAGGGCACCUUGCCCACGAGAAACGACUGGGAAGAGUUGUGCGAGAUCUUCAAGACGACCGUUCUCCAGAUGUGA